AAUGGAAAUUAUCAUUCACACUUUCGAGAGAUUCUUUGGUCCAGUCGAUUGGAAGCGUCUUAAGACUGAUGUACUUUGUUAGUCCUUAGUAAAAAUGUGAAAGAAUUGUGUUUAGGUAGAAGAGGGAUUCAGUCCAAAGGAAGCAAAAGAGUUAUCUUGGUUGUACGGCCAUAGAAAUAUUGGAAGAAACUUUGGUAUGGAUUUUAGAAUAAUGGUGUAGGAUUUGUGUUGGGAGUUGGAGUUGCUUAUUGUUGCAAUAGUUGGAUUACAAGAUGGACCUAUAAUAUUCCUUACCUGAGACUCCAUCGUUCUUCAUUAUGGGUAUCAAGAGCAUUGGUAGUGUUUGGUACUCUAUAAUUAUUUGAUUACUACUCAACUGCAAGAAGAAAGGGAGGUGAUUCAGGUUUGGGUCAUGAUUUGAUGUGGGUUAAUACCAGAUAUACAGAAUCUAAAGAAAGAUUUAUUAGAAAUUUUGAAGUUUUGAAUAGAAAAUUAUCAGAUAUUGAAAAGGAAAUCUUGACAGUAUGAUUUGAUACAUAUAAAUUAAAGGCAAGAUAAAUUCAGUUGACUUCACCAAUCAAGGAUAGAAGAUGGGUAUAUAAUCCAUAUAUUCAUGGUUCAGAUGAAGAAGCAUUUUGGAGCAAUGUAAGAAGAAACUUCUUAGAUAAAUUACCUCCAUGGGAGAGAUAUGAUGUUUAAUAAUAGUAAUUUCAAUUUUAUAUUCUAGGAUUGCUGCUGAUAAUAAAGAAAAGAUUGCUGAAGGUGAGUAAAUCAGAUUGAAGCCUUAUAAAUUAACAGACGAUGUUGAUACUUCAGGUGUUAAGUUUGGAUUUAGAAGAAACCCAUUUGUUAACAAUUGGACACCACUUUAGUGAGU
Paramecium pentaurelia is the source of this 877-nucleotide messenger RNA. NCBI's taxonomy places the organism in Eukaryota, Ciliophora, Oligohymenophorea, Peniculida, Parameciidae. The record is from the annotation of a GenBank genome assembly.